Messenger RNA from Arabis nemorensis, 312 nucleotides. The record is from the annotation of a GenBank genome assembly. NCBI's taxonomy places the organism in Eukaryota, Viridiplantae, Streptophyta, Magnoliopsida, Brassicales, Brassicaceae.
AUGAAUCGAUCAUUCCCCUUCCGUCAGAUGAACUUCAGCGAUGAGGUCUAUUCUCAUCGCUUGCUCCUCUGCAUUUCGCCUGAGCUUGUGUCGAUGGGUUUCCUUCAGUGCCAAUCCUCCGUGAUGGCGACUUCAUCGGUGCAGCUGGAACCACCAGCUCCACCAAACCCACUGAAUCUAGGCUCUUCUCCUCGGCUGUCGGUUUUCAUCUCUGUUAUGCUGGUUGAGAGUUUUCCUCCUUUGCCGGAUUUCGCUGCUCCUCCAACGCAUAUUCCUUUUGCCAUGUCGUUCGUCGCUGCUCCCUCUUCCUAA